GUUGCCAGUCCAGGACUUUAUUACUCAUUGUUGGAGAGAGCCUUUUCAUGAAUUCAUGGACUCUCUCCGACACGCCUACGAUGUGGCAGUGGUGAAGCCCAAUCUCUUUAUUUGCGCGUUUUCGCUCUUCCAAGGAGAUGCGAGUGAUAUCGAGCAAGCUUUGGGACAAUCCAUUCCACAAGCUCCCUUUGUGAAGGCAUUGAAAGCUGCGGAACGCUAUGUGGUGGUUCGAAAUCGGAUGGAGGACUUGUACACCCGUGCCUGGUGCCUGGUGGAGUACAUAUACGCUCAGAAGUUCGGUUUCUACAAGGACAAGGUGCUGAUCACAGGGCCAAAUCAAUUCUCGGAUUCUCGGACGACUUGCACAGAGAUUCGGGCAAGUAGCGAGGAGGACCGGCUGAAGAUCUUUAAGUUCAUCAUGGAUGAAGGCGGCCCUUCCGUGAUCGAUCCGCAGAUUUCAGAGUUUCGAGCUUUUGAUGCACGCUUUGGUUCUUCGCUAUAGGUUCUGCGACCUUCCCCUGCAAGAUCAGCCUGAAAGAAGGGCUUGUCAUUUCGAGCGGUUCAUCAGCACGGGAAAAAGCAUGGCAAACAUUUGAGUGAAAUCGGCGCAUUUUGGUGCAUCAUUUUCUCUUGGCUUUGCAGCUCCACCUAUCCGUUGCUUGAAUUCUCAAGUGGUGCAGACCGGCAGACCGACA
This is a messenger RNA of Durusdinium trenchii, 695 nucleotides long. NCBI's taxonomy places the organism in Eukaryota, Dinophyceae, Suessiales, Symbiodiniaceae. The record is from the annotation of a GenBank genome assembly.